GCAAAUUUACACCAAGACAGCGAAGGAGUCCAAAAUAUCUGCUUGGAGCAAACAAAAACAUACUUUCUUUCUUUAAAAUUGAAACUAGGAACUGUUUAGCAGUGCUAUGAUGUCACAGUUUACAGCUUUAAACAGCAUAUUUGCUGAUGAUUCUUUCCUUAGCCAGCAGGAGAUCCUUUGGCCUCUGCGUCAUGUAGCUCUAUCCUCUCUGCAGCAGAACCUCUUAAAUCAGAGAGCCAAGGUAGCUGAAAGCCUCUUUAGGGAGCUCCACGAAGGACCACAGCUCCUUAAACUAGCACAGUUUCCUGUAAUUUCAUCCACUCUGAAAAGACUAAAUGAAAACAGAGAGCAGAAAACAGAGGCAGUCAGCACAGAGCUGCACAGAGACACAGAACCGACCAGUGACAACAGCGAUCUUCUCGUGACCUUAGACGCCCGGGGCUAUGCUCCAGGGGACAUCACUGUUAAACUCGAAGGACGAAGUCUGGCAGUCGUAGCUAUGAAACAGGCCGGUGUGGAGGACAGUCAGUCCUGCUCCUCCUCUUCCUCCUCCUCCUCCUCCUCCUCCUGCGCCUCCUUUUCCUCCUUAGCUUCAACCCAGAUGGGCUUCAUGCAAAGAAUAGAUUUGCCCGCUCACCUGGACCUGUCUGGCCUCUCCUGCUCUCUGAUGGAUGAUGGGCAGCUUCGGAUCCAUGCCCCCGUGACCAAGCAGCCAAUCAGUGAGGAGCACGAGGUGCCUAUCCGGUACAGAACAUCGCUGGAAUUUCCAAUUAAAAAUUAGAACAAAGAAGAGGAACAUAAAGACUGAAGCUGCAGACACAGUCUCAAAGUGGGACACAUUUCUGAUAAAUGCACCCAUACUUCCACAGCAAUACUGUAUAAUGAGUAAAGUUUACAUCAAUAUCUUAAAAACGUAUUUUAAAUAUAUUUUGUAACAUUCUGAAAAUGUAUAAUUUAUUAAAAUAAAUAAAGGCAAACGUGUUUAAUAAAUUC
Messenger RNA from Girardinichthys multiradiatus, 993 nucleotides. RefSeq lists its product as uncharacterized. Gene Ontology annotation, molecular function: protein folding chaperone. Gene Ontology annotation, biological process: protein refolding; response to heat. The transcript is spliced from 2 exons. The coding region runs from base 107 to 781 and encodes 224 amino acids. The record is from RefSeq and is a predicted model, not a curated record. NCBI's taxonomy places the organism in Eukaryota, Metazoa, Chordata, Actinopteri, Cyprinodontiformes, Goodeidae.